Messenger RNA from Thelazia callipaeda (thelaziosis nematode), 372 nucleotides. NCBI's taxonomy places the organism in Eukaryota, Metazoa, Nematoda, Chromadorea, Rhabditida, Thelaziidae. The record is from the annotation of a GenBank genome assembly.
CCGGGAGAAACAGUACCAGUAGCGGUUGAUAUGGCAGCUAUGGAUGCACUGAUGAGAUGUUGGGGGAUUACAGCAGAUAAAAAAUUUCCAUUUUCCAACUUGGAAUCUCUCAGCGAUCUUGAUCAUUUCAGUAAACCACAUUAUUCUCUUCAAGAAAUCUGCAGUCCGAAUUAUGUAUUGAAAUUCGUUGACCUUGAAGAGGAACAGGAACCACUUGAUGUGAAAGACGUAGCAUUGAGAUAUAGAAAGGAAAUCGAAUCUGUGGUUGGCACUCCCUUGCGACGUCGAUUGCGUCACAAGUUUUCACGAGGUACAUUUGGUAAACGAAGCUUUCGAUACAUGAACAAACCCAAAGUUUAUCAGAUAUGUUAA